CUCUAGACCUCGUUUUGCUUGAAGUCUAAGGUGAACCGCAGCUUUGCACGACGACGACGCUGGCUGCGUCGCGCGGUAGGCAAGCGCCCCCUCGACAGCGCUGAUCCGAGAUCGCAACAUUGGCUAGACUCCAGCCGCGCGCCAAAGGCCCCAAGGAGAGCACUGCAGCGGGAAUCGCGAACGGCGCAAACGACAGCGCAACCAUGCCGCCGAAGCGGCGCAGCUCCCCCACGACCGCGCCGAGCGCCAAGAAGCCGCGCGCGAAAGCUCAAGACACAGAAGAGGCCUACGUCGAGGGCGACGCCUGGCUCUUGCCCGCCUUGCAUAAGCACGGCGGCGAGGACUUCGAAGCUGUGGCGAACGAUCCAGCCUUCGACGGGCCGCGCCGGGGCCGGACGGCGGGAGAGCUAGAAGUAGCAUUAACCCAGUGGAUGUCGAGGCCCAUGAGCAAACCGUCGCCGCGGAAGGGUUCACCUAGAGCUAGAACCGCAAAAAAAGACGACAAUUUUGUCGCGCUCGAAGAUAGUAGUGAAGAGGAAGAGCCUGUAGCGAAGAAACCGAAAAGCACACCGGUCUGUAGUGUGUGCAAGAAGCAGGUGCCUACCGAAAAAUGUGCUAUUUGUAGCAAACGUUUUAGCAUGAAGUGCGCCGGUCGGGAGCGGGUGCCGGAUGCAGGCGUGUUCGAGUGCGAUAGUUGUGAAGCGAAGAAUUUGUGCCACGAGACGUGCGGUGGUGGGAAGAGUGGGAACAAGCAAGCCGACUAUAGAUGUGGGCAUUGCGGUCGGAGAUAUUGUGAACAAGCCUUACGGGAGAACGGCCAACGGGCCCCGCAGGGCGAUCUGUGGCGGUGCUUCCGGUGCGAAGCGUCGUACGGUUUGGAGGCCAUCGAGUGCCACGACGGGGACUGGUACCUAUGCACGUGGAAGGCUUCUGCCGAUUGGCACGCGUCCCGACCCGUGUGGAAAUCAAAUGUCGCGGCGCAUCUCCCACGGCCCAAUUCUGACCUCCACGCCAUCGACGCGACGCCUGCUCGACGGCGUGACGGUGUGUCGAUUCCUCACCGCUCGAUGGAGCCAGCACGGCCGCGUGCACGCGACUCACUGGUUGACUAUCACACAGGUCAUGGGUCCAGCGGAAAAGAGUAGAAGGUCUAUCGAAGGGCAAACUGCGCAACUACGAGAAGCGCGUCCGCGACUACGGCGUCGGUCUGGAAUUAGCCGACGGCGACUCGGACAACGACGAGGACGAGGACCCUAGUUGGAAGCGCGGCGACGCCAUCAAACUAAGAAGGCUCGCGGCGGCUACUAGGAACUCGGGCAGCGGGUUUAGCGUCGUGCCGCAGCGCGUUCUAGCCGAGCGGCCUUUUAGCAUUGACGGACGAGCGACGAAGACCCGAGAUUUACUCGUGAAGUGGAGAGGUAGGCCCUACGACGAGUCGUCCUGGGAGCGCGAGUGCGAUCUGGAUCGGUGCGGCACGUCGUUCCGGGAAGCUUUUGAUGAGAGAGAAAGAAGUGUAGAUACGCCUGCUAUUAAGGCUAAGAGACAACUCGGCACUACUACUCGCAAUAAGGCCCUCAAAAGUACACAACCGGCGUGGUUCGACGGUGGAACACUAAGAGAUUAUCAAUUGCAGGGCCUCGACUGGCUCCGCGCGAAAGCGCAAUCCAAGACCAGUUGUAUCUUGGCCGACGAGAUGGGCCUCGGCAAGACGAUCCAGUCCGCCGGAUUGCUAGCGUCGUUAAUUUACGAGCGUUCGGAGAAGGACUGGCGCCCGGCACUCGUAGUAGCGCCUCUGUCGACGUUACAGAACUGGGAGCGCGAGCUCGAGAAGUGGUGUUCCGAUUUGCACUGCGUCGUUUUAACAGGAUCCGCGUCGGCGCGAGACGUCUGUAAAGAUGCGGAAUUCGACAAGACGCGACGCUUCCACGUGUGCAUCACGUCGUACGAGACGGCUUCUUCUGAGAAAUCAGCCUUAAAAAGUAUAGGGGCGUGGUCCUGCCUGAUUGUUGAUGAGGGCCAUCGCCUCAAGUCGGGCAGUGCCGGCCGAUUAUUUCGGGAGCUACAUGACUUAGAUAGCGCCUUUCGCGUGUUACUUACUGGUACUCCCUUGCAGAAUUCAUUAGAUGAGCUCUACCACCUACUACUCUUCCUAGACCCGGAGCGCGUGAAAAAAGAAUGCUCUGUCGAAGGUACAACAGCCAUCGCGGCGCUAGAUCAGGUGUUUUCCUCCAACGAAGAGGACGAGGCGACCCAGAAGCGCCUCGCGAAUUUGCGGGAGUUGUUGCAGGGUCGCAUGCUGCGGCGCCUCAAGGACGACGUCCUCAAGGGAGUGAUCAAGGCGAAGAAGGAGCUCGUGGUGCGCGUCGAGCUCACGCCGACGCAGAAGAAGUUAUAUAGGGCGGUUUUGACGGCGAACUUCCCGGCCUUGAGUGGCGCCGAAGGGUCCAAGUCGAAGGCUCGAGCUCCUGCUUUACAAAAUAUAGUGAUGCAAUUACGAAAAGUGUGCAACCACGUCGAGCUCAUGCGGGACAAGUUCCCGGAAGAUAUGAUCCAAGGCGACCGCGUCGAAGCGUUAUUGCAGGGCUCGGGCAAGCUCGCUUUACUAGAUAGGAUGCUCCUCAAACUAAAAGAGGCCAAGGCUCGAGUUCUGUUAUUUUCGCAGAUGACAAGAACGUUAGAUGUGCUGGAGGAAUUUGCAGCGCUAAAACGGUACGGCACGACGCGCUUAGACGGGUCGACCGCUUCAGAUAUAAGGCAAAAACGCAUCGACGCCUUCAACGCUCCGGACUCCAAGCUAUUUCUGUUCUUACUUAGUACGAGGGCGGGCGGGCUCGGGGUCAACCUAGCAACAGCGAACACUGUCGUUAUUUAUGACGCGGACUGGAACCCUCAUAAUGAUCUACAAGCUUUAGCGAGGGCGCAUCGACUCGGCCAACGGGACGCGGUUCGGGUCUACAGAUUCGUAUCGAGGGCAACAGUCGAGGAGCGCAUUGUGGCGGUCGCGAAACGAAAGCUGUGCCUGGAGCACGUCGUCGUGUCGGGUGCCGGUUCCAAAAACCUGUCGAGGGCCGAGUUGGAUGACGUGCUCAAGUACGGCGCGUCUGAGUUGUUCUCCGGUGGCGCCGCGGCCGACGUCGACGCGUCGCGAGCCGAGAGAUACGGUGAUGGGAAUACGAACAAACCGGAGAUCAAGUGGGACGACGACGCCAUCUCUGCUUUAUUACAUAGGGAGCCAGAAGUAGAGAACGAGGAGACACCGGUCGCCGAGAAAAACAACCUAUCAAAACUGAUGGACUCCUUCAAAGUCGCCGAAAUAAGCUUCGAGGAGACCGACGAAGUACCGGAAGAGGAAGAAGAGCCUUCACCUGAGUUUGAAGGAUGGGAUAAGCUGUUAAAAACUGGUUACGACGCGACGCAACAAAAAACGCAGGAAAGUUUGGGGAAGGGCAAACGAGAACGGAAGCAGAUCAAGCAGGGUCCCGUGCUGGUGUUAGAUGAGGAAGAUGAUGAUCUGGACGAUGGCGAUUUUCAUCACGUAGAGUCCUGUGUGGAAAUCAACCAGUGUGUCGGGUGCACUUCGCGGCGAUGCCGUGCUGGCUCGGUCGAGCGGUGAGGAACCGGCAUCGCCACGCCAUCGAGCAGGCGUCGCGUCGAUGGCGUGGAGGUCGACGCGACGAUUCAGGACGAACGCGCCGUAAAUUUGAUUUCCACACAGGUCGAGUCGGAUUCAGAUGAUUCGGUCGAGAUAGAUGUAACUAGACCCGUGGCGUCGUCGAUCGCCAAGGUCGCCGCGAAGCUGGAGCGGUUUGGCCUGCCCGGUGGGUUGUCCGAUGGCGGUGUGUUGGCGCACGAGCGGCUCGAGAUGGGCUCGCUUGCUGAUUCUCCUGCGGCUACAAUGAAACUAUGUAGGGAGGCCUUAGAUGAGUGUCUACGACAGAAGGCCGAAGGGUAUGAUGCGUCCCGAGAUCCCUUCGACGGCGAUAGAGUACUGCGACGCGUCGGGUUCUUCGCACUUGUGGAACGGAAGUUGAGACGAAGAGCCUCGGAGAUCCCGCACAGCGGUGUCGAGUUCAGCAGGGACAUCACGGAACGAUAUUUAAACGAUACGCACGUCGCCUGGACUCCCGCACAUGAUGCUAGAUUGUUGGCGGCGGUGUGUUGCCACGGGUACGGGCACUUCGCGGACGUCGCCCUCGACGAAGCUUUCGAUCUCGUGCCGCCGCCGACCCUACAGAACAGGGCAUACGGUUCGGACUCCGAGGAGGAUCUGCGGGAGGAGUAUACGGUGAAAGAUGCCUCGGUCUUUUAUAGAUCAAGGGUGGAUCGCUUGGAACGCGCUCUAGCGGCAGAAGCUUCCGGCGAGAAGCCUUCCGCAUCGCAGAUGACGCCGACGAAGGCGACGCCGGUUGUGGGCAAAUUUAUUGAAUCGUUAACUUCGGUGCCGUGUCCCUCUUUAUCUGAACCUACACAUGUCGAGGAAGACAGCGCCGUCGACGAAUCGGUCAGGAAGCGCUGGGAGACGAUCAGGAAUGUGGUAGCGUGUACGUUGAAAGCUAGGAAGGCCUACGACGAGAACAUGCAGUCCGCGACGCAGCAUUUCGGUUCUGCUUAUGCCGGGAAAGUUAAGGAAGCGGCACCUACCUCUGCUGAUGAUCUACAAAGUUUCCGGGCGAACCACGCCGCGGCUCGACGGUGUCUGGAGCGAGCUGACGAUCGGCUGGACGCGGUGCUCGCGGCUGAGGCUGCCUUGGACGCGACGAGGAGGGAAGUCGCGCUGGCCGAUGCAGAACCGGACCCCGACGCCCUACAAAUGAGGGAAAAGUGGCAGUCCCAGGAGUGGCGCCGCGACGACGCCAAGGCCGAGCAGCGCCUGCGCAAGAUCAAGGAGCUCAUGAAGACCGAUCAUGUUAGGCGGUUCGCUCCUCUGCUGACGGGCCAACAAGAGGCGCCGGCUCCGGGCUAGUGUUGUUGAGGUAUAGCUUCUUAUACAUA
This is a messenger RNA of Pelagomonas calceolata, 4992 nucleotides long. The record is from the annotation of a GenBank genome assembly. NCBI's taxonomy places the organism in Eukaryota, Pelagophyceae, Pelagomonadales, Pelagomonadaceae.